AUGCUAGUUCUCGUGAUUGGCGACUUGCACAUCCCGAACAGGGCGCAUGACUUGCCGGCCAAGUUCAAGAAGUUGUUGGUCCCCGGCAAGAUCGGCCAAAUCCUCUCAACGGGCAACACGACCGACCAGGAGACGUGGGACUACCUGCGGAGUGUUGCACCGGACGUGAGAGGCGUGAGAGGGGAUUGGGACGAGCCCUCUGCCUCUCUACCGCCCUCAAUGGUCGUCCAGCACGGCCCGCUCCGAAUUGGCGUCAUCCACGGACACCAAGUUGUGCCCUUCGGCGAUGCAGAGAUCUUGGCGGCGACGGCGAGGAAGAUGGAUGUGGAUGUGCUGAUUAGCGGAGGGACACAUCGCUUCGAAGCGUUUGAGUCGGACGGCCGGUUCUUCCUCAAUCCCGGCUCGGCAACAGGCGCUUUCUCUCCGCUAUGGACGCCUGCAUCGACAACAACAACGAUAGAAGGAGAAGCAGCAACAGCGCAGGCGGGCGAAGCGGCCGCGGGAGCGGAUGGAGAGAAGAAGGAGGGCGAUGCAGCCGCGGGAGAGCAGAAGGAUGGCGGGGAGGGAACGGACGGCGGCGAUGCGGAGAAGGUCGACGAGAAUGCGCAGCAAGGCGAGGACGGGCCGACACCCAGCUUUGCGCUGCUCGACAUCCAGGGGAACGUCGUCGUCACAUACGUCUACACUGAGCGGCAUGGGGACGUCAGCGUCGAGAAGAUGGAGUUCAGGAAGUCGACAUGA
Molecule: messenger RNA, 741 nt
Organism: Rhodotorula toruloides NP11
Lineage: Eukaryota; Fungi; Basidiomycota; Microbotryomycetes; Sporidiobolales; Sporidiobolaceae
Product: vacuolar protein sorting protein
Exons: 5
Coding region: 1-741 (246 amino acids)
Biological process (GO): retrograde transport, endosome to Golgi; intracellular protein transport
Cellular component (GO): retromer complex; endosome
Source: RefSeq, a predicted model, not a curated record